AUGUCGGCGAUGUCUCAGAAAUCCGACGCUACUGACACAUCCGACCAUGGCGAGUUUGUGGACUCUGACGACGAAGUCACAGAGUAUUCUGAAUCCCCAUAUCGAUAUGAUGAAAGCUCACGACCAUACUAUCCCAUCCGAAUCGGAGAACUGCUCAACGAAACGUAUCUAAUUGAGCAUAAACUUGGACACGGCGGCUUUGCCACUGUCUGGAUGGCCUACGAUAUCAAAAACAAGAAGAACGUGGCUCUCAAGAUCAUGACUGCGGGCGAUUCAGGAGAACAUGAACACCGUGCACUAGAGGAAAUCAAGAAGGCUGUGAAAAAUACGACUGGACUUGUUAUAUCCCAAUCGGCCUUUUUUCUUCGUGGCAGAAACUCUAACCACAGAGUCUUUGUAUUUCCCUUACUUGGUCCGUGUCUCGACGCCCUAGUUGGAAGGGAGAUACCUAUGGCUUCUCGCAUGUCAGCCGCGAAGCAGUUACUAGAGGCUUUGGCAAACCUACAUGAAGGUGGAAUUGUGCACCGCGAUAUUAAUAACAAAAAUAUUAUGUGGGGUAUGGCUCCUCUCGAGAAAUUCGAUAAAGCUACCAAGUACAAGUUACUUGGCCGUCCUCUGAAGGUAGCCAUACCGGACGAACCAUGGAGAGAAGGAGAGGUCGUCAAGCCGAUAGAGGUUCCGGACGAUCUACGGACUGAGGAUUUCUACCUCGGCGACUUUGGUCUUGCCAUGAGAGCAGGCACACCCGUCACUCAACAAGGCCGCCCACCUAUUGAGUAUUGUUCUCCUGAACGGCUUCACAACCACGAUCCAAGCUUUGCCUGUGAUAUGUGGAGCUACAUGUGCAUCUUUAUGCAGCUAUACCUUGGAAUGUUGCCAUUCCACACAUGGGCGACGGGAGGGGUGGCGACUACUAUGGUCCAGAUCUUAGGCCCGAUGCCCGCAGAGUGGAAGGGUCAUUACUGUCCUCCUGAAAAAACCCUUGAUUCAUGGUAUAAUCAGGACGAUAUGCCCGACGUUGAAUCUAAGCUUAAAGAGUUAAUUCUUCGUAAAAGGCCUAACUCAAGUCCAAUUGAGCAAAAACACGCAUUAUCCGUUUUAUCUAAAGGGCUCCAACUUUCUCCUGAGAAACGUCCGACUGCAAAGGAACUUCUACGGGACCCUUCCUUCAUGGCGCUCAUUGAUAUCCAUUGUCAUUAG
Molecule: messenger RNA, 1200 nt
Organism: Arthroderma uncinatum
Lineage: Eukaryota; Fungi; Ascomycota; Eurotiomycetes; Onygenales; Arthrodermataceae
Product: protein kinase domain-containing protein
Exons: 2
Coding region: 1-1200 (399 amino acids)
Biological process (GO): protein phosphorylation
Molecular function (GO): ATP binding; protein kinase activity
Source: RefSeq, a predicted model, not a curated record